This is a messenger RNA of Corapipo altera (White-ruffed manakin), 750 nucleotides long. RefSeq names its product interleukin 10 (gene IL10). Bases 72 to 605 code for a protein of 177 amino acids. Lineage: Eukaryota; Metazoa; Chordata; Aves; Passeriformes; Pipridae. Gene Ontology annotation, biological process: immune response. The record is from RefSeq and is a predicted model, not a curated record. The transcript has 5 exons. Gene Ontology annotation, cellular component: extracellular region. Gene Ontology annotation, molecular function: cytokine activity.
CUGGCUUUAUACCCUCCUGUGAAAUCCACCCGAGAGCUGGACCAAGAGGGAAGCAGCCCCUUUCCCACAGCAUGAGAACCUGCUCCAGCUGCAAAGCCAUGCCCAUCCUGCUCCUGCUGCUCCUGGCUGCCGGCGCCCGCUGCCAGCCCUCCUGCCUGCACUUCCCCCAGCUCCUGCCUGCAAAGCUCAGAGAGCUGAGAGUCAAGUUUGAGGAAAUCAAGGAUUAUUUUCAAUCAAAAGAUGACGACCUCAGCAUCCAGCUGCUCAGCUCCGACCUGCUGGAUGAAUUCAAGGGGACCUUGGGCUGCCAGUCGGUGUCGGAGAUGAUGGGGUUCUACAUGGAGGAGGUGCUGCCCAGCGCCAUGAGGACCAGCACGCACCACGAGCAGAGCGUGGGCGACCUGGGCAACCUGCUGCUGAGCCUGAGGACGAUGAUGAGGCGCUGUCACAGAUUCUUCACGUGCGAGGAGAGGAGCAAAAGCAUGAAGCACAUAAAGGACACGUUCAGCAAGAUGAACCAGAACGGGAUCUACAAGGCCAUGGGAGAGUUUGACAUUUUCAUCAACUACAUCGAAAAAUACUUGACAAUGAAGAGAAGGAACUGAGGACACCCCUUUUCCACACCAAAUCCUGCUAUUUGUUCAGAAAUCAGGCCACAAGAGCUUAAAUUAUCUCAGGGUUCAGUUAUGGGUCAAUAACUUCCAGUUCACUAUUGUAUUUAAAAGUUAUUUUUUUUAGAAUUUAAUAUUU